Molecule: messenger RNA, 2688 nt
Organism: Cotesia congregata
Lineage: Eukaryota; Metazoa; Arthropoda; Insecta; Hymenoptera; Braconidae
Source: the annotation of a GenBank genome assembly
ACAGGAGCUAUUUUCCACGACGGCGAGGAAGCGAAUCUAGAUGCUAUACAAAAAGCACUCGUGAUUAUAAAUAACAGGGAUGUGCCAAUUUUUAAGCUUGAACUGAAGACAAAAUGGAUAAACUCAAGCACCGACAGCUUCAAGACAUCGCUCGAAGCUUGCAGCCUUGUAGCGGAAGGUGUUGCUGCGAUAUUCGGCCCUGGUAAUCCUCAUACACGUAAUAUUGUCUCGAGCAUCGCAUCCAAAUUUCAGAUUCCUCAUAUUGAGUAUUCAUUCCGGCGUAUGGACGAUAUUAAAGCUUCUCACAGCACCAUUCGCGCUUAUCCCGACAGCGACAAAAUUUCCGAUGCAUUAGCUAAAAUGAUGGAGUCGAUGAGCUGGCGGCAAUUCACGAUUUUAUACGAAAAAGACGACGCACUAUCUCGGCUGCAAAAAAUUUUAUGGCAGCAUGGGCCCAAAGACGCGCCAGUGACAAUCCGCCAAUUGAAGCCAACUUACGCGAAGCACUCAAAUGAACCAAACUAUCGACCGCUGCUAAAAGAAGUCGCUAAAUCGUCGGACUUUAAUGUAAUUAUCGACGCGGAGCCGGAGAACCUAGAAACGAUCGUUAAGCAAAUGCAUGAAGUUAAAUUACUCCGCGACUACUACAAUUAUUUCAUCACCGCGCUGCACGUACCAGGUGACAGUAUGAGAACGUGGCUCAAUAAAUCGGAAGCAAAUGUCACCACGAUUCAAAUAAUUAAACAAAACCAGCAUGAUCUUUUAACGGUAGAGAGCGCAGUUCUCUUUGACGCCGUUCUCCUCUUCGGCGAUGCAUUAGAGGUACUUCAGGCGCGUCUGAAGAUCAACGAGAAUUUUCCGCUGAUUAUCAAACCAGAACCGCUUUCCUGUGACGAUCCUGAAGUGGUUUAUGAAGCGGGUUAUAAUUUGACAAAAUUAAUGCACGAGUUAUCAUCUGAAGGACCCACUACAGGUCUGAUGAAAUUCGAUGAAAACGGAGGACGAACAUUUAACGUUUCGUUUCACGAGUUUCGAGAGGAAAAAGCAAAUUCCUCGGCAGAAUGGAUAGAUGGUGAAUUUAUACUCAAGAGAUCGGAAGAAGAUCGGGUGAAAUCAGCUAUCUUGGAUAUUGAGAAAAAAGAGUUCAGAGUAACCACCAGAGUGGGAGCCCCAUGGAUAAUUAAAGUUGAAGACAUGACGCGAGGGAUGCAGAUCGAUGAUGGCAGAUACGAAGGAUACGCUAUCGAUUUAAUUACGGAAAUGUCCGAAAUUAUGAAGUUCAAAUUCAAAUUUCAAUUUGUACCUGACAAACAGUUUGGCGUUCAGGAUCCAGACACCAAGCAGUGGAACGGCAUGAUUGGACAAUUGCUGAAUCGAGAAGCAGAUUUGGCUGUUUGCGACUUUACAAUAACAAAAGCUCGUGAAAGUGUCGUUGACUUUACAAUGCCAUUCAUGAAUCUCGGUAUCAGUAUAUUGUACCUGAAACCUGAAGAUAAAAAACCGGAACUUUUUGCAUUUCUCUCGCCAUUUUCAACGGAUGUUUGGAUUUAUGUGGUAACAGCUUAUCUUGCUGUGUCUGUUAUGUUUUUCAUCCAAGCCAGAAUGUCACCAAAUGAGUGGAUGAACCCGCACCCCUGCGUAUCAGAGCCUGAGGAGCUAGAAAAUUCUUUCAGUUUGAAAAACAGUUUAUGGACCACCGUCGGAGCGCUUAUGCAGCAGGGUUCUGACAUUGCUCCAACAGCCGGAUCAAUACGCGCGAUCGCUGGUUUAUGGUGGUUCUUCGUUUUAAUUAUGGUAUCGUCAUACACGGCGAAUCUGGCGGCUUUUUUGACGGCCGUUAAAAUGGGCAACACUAUAAAUAAUGUCGAGGAACUUGCUGCACAAUCUAAAGUUAAAUAUGGAUCUCAGGGAAAAGGAUCUACUGCUGCGUUCUUUAGUGGAUCUAAUGUGACAACAUACCAAAAAAUGUGGGAAACAAUGAUGGACGCGAAGCCGAGCGUAUUUGUGGGAAGCAAUGACGAGGGAGUAGAUCGUGUGCUCAAGGGAAAGUAUCUAUAUGCAUUUUUAAUGGAAUCCACAGCUAUUGAGUACAACGUUCUGAGAGAUUGUAAUUUAAUGCAAGUUGGUUCUUUAUUGGACAACAAAGGAUACGGAAUAGCUCUACCUCCAAAUUCGCCGUACCGAACUAAAUUGAGCUUAGCGAUUCUCCAGCUCCAGGAAAAAGGGACUUUGAGAGCAUUGAAGACAAAGUGGUGGGAGAGAGGCAGUAAAAAUUGUUCGAAAAGUGAGCCAGAUGGCGGUGGUGAAUUGACAAUUGCCCACGUGGGUGGUGUUUUUUUGGUACUUAUCGCUGGCGUUAGCAUGUCACUCAUUUGUGGGAUUGUUGAGUUCUUGUGGAAUGUACGGAAGGUUGCUGUUGAAGAGAAGAUCACGCCGAAGGAAGCUCUAAUAGCCGAACUGAAAUUUGCGAUAAACAUAUCGCAAGAUACUAAGCCGGUAAGAAUAUCUCAGAGCACUAGCAGAAGCAGCAGAAGCCAAUCAAGCGGAAGCUCUUCCGAAAAAAAUAGAUCCACCAGAGCUUCCACUGCCAGGUCGUUCCUAAGACUCGAUAUUUUGGAUAAAGUCGAACUAAACAGCAGAAAAGACAGCACUCCUGCCAGCAAGAGCAAUAAUAAACUCAAGCUUUGA